AUGGAUGACGGCUAUCAGAAUGAAGAAUACUACAAUGACAAUGUGUCAGAGAAAAUAACCCACACUGAGGAAGUGCACUCGGAGUUUGAACCUACAAAAGCAGACUCAAUGAUUUUGGACCAGGGAUAUGAGAAUGCUGAGCCAGAAUAUGAGUACAUCGGGUUUUCUGGCAUACAGAUGAGAAGGCUACCAGACAACAGAGGGAAAGCAGAGCCAGCACUGUAUACAUUUGAGGAUGACAAGCGGGGACCUUUCAUCAGGAAACCCGUCAGCAUCUUCUCACUUCUGCUGCUCUGCUCCCUUAUCAUGGUGAAAGCUGCUUUCGUGAUGACAUCUGUUAGAUGCUUUUCAGUGUGUCCAGAUGAAUGGGUAGCAUUUCAGGAGAAAUGCUAUUACUUUCCCAUAAAAACAGGAAAUUGGGGUGAGGUCAGAAGCUUCUGCCGAUGGCUGGGUGCAGAUCUGAUGAUAAUUGACAACAAAAUGGAACAGGACUUUCUAAUUUAUAAAAUGGAUUCCACGAAGAAUCUGUGGAUUGGCUUGCGUUAUGCAGAGGGUGUACCAGGAUGGCAAUGGGUGGAUGGUACAGAGUUGACCUUUGAAAACUGGGAGACGCCAGAUAACAUUCAACUUACCGACAAAUAUAAUUAUAAGACCCAUUGUGUUCUUACUUCAGAUGAAGCCUCAAAGGGCAAGUGGAACAACAUUCCCUGUGAUAAGCUCCAUCUAUCUGUCUGUGAGAGGGACAAGGAGGUGACCUGCGUUCUGUGGUCUCCACUUUCACCCCACUGA
Messenger RNA from Podarcis muralis (Common wall lizard), 789 nucleotides. Lineage: Eukaryota; Metazoa; Chordata; Lepidosauria; Squamata; Lacertidae. The record is from RefSeq and is a predicted model, not a curated record.